GAGGAGGAGGCGGCGGCCGCGGCACCCUCCGGACCGGCUCCCCCCGGGUUGUCACACGCCGGCGGCGAACGGGGCGCCGCGGCCCCAGGGGAGCCUGCUCGGGGCGGGGGGAUCGGGCCGCCCCCCUGCGCAGCCACCGCCCGAAGAGGACCCGGACCCCCCCCUCCCUGCAGCCGCCAUCGCCCCCCCCGGCUGAGCCCCGCCCCCCAGUCCCGAGGACUUUGGGGUCCGCGCCCCCCCCCUUGGGGAUUUAUCGUGCGCUGUGGGGGUCGCGUCUCCUGCUCUGGGCUCCCCCCCCGACACGCACCACUCCCCCCCCGCACCUGGGAUGUGACAGCCUGUUUCUGGAGCUGCCCAUUGACUAUGGCUCCGUAGCUGUCAGGAGACCUUAUUCCUGCUUUAUGGCCCAGCCUCGAGGAGCCGCUGCCCCGGUCGCCUUGCCCCGGGCCUGCGUGUGACAGCGGGGCCGAGCCCGCUUGGCUUGUGGCUCUUUGGGGGUUUGGUUUUUGGUUUUUUUUCCUUUUUCUUUUAAUGUUGUAGGGAGUUGGUUUAUCCCCCCCCCUCCCCCUGCGUGUGGCAAAGAAUCCGGGGGGAGAGAAGAGGGAGCCUUGAAACCACUGUGCUGCCAGAGUCUCUGUCAUGAUUCUGGGGGCGUAGGGAGGGAAAGAAGAAACGUCUAUUUUUAUUAAAGAGAUUAUUUAAAAAAAACAGAAAACCAAGAUGGCUGGAGGUGGCCGUGAUGAGCGUGUUGGCUUUUUUUUUUUGAUCUGAUGAUAAAGCCAAAAGACAACAGCAGCUGCUGCUGCACAGACUCAAUUUGGAGUUUCCCCUCCUUAAACUGACACAUCAGGCGCAUACUUUACAGGGUGGUGCCGUCUACCAGAUCGAUUUAUUUUUUAUUGUUUUUAUUACUUUUUUUUAAAAAUCUGCCCUUCUUUCUCUUGUCGCUUUAUUUUUAAAAUCCAAACUGAGAGAGGCAACUCAAAAUGGCUGAGAAUUGACUAGAUCCUGCUGGAAUUGUACAUUUCUGCAGUCUUCUUUCAGCUUCUCCCUCUCACCCCCUUUUUGCAGGCUGGAUCUGAAAGGAGAAAUAGCUUUCAUGUCAGAGAGAAAACAGAGAAGAGAAGGAAAAGGAGGGGGAAGGGCUCUUCAUUAGCAGUUGAGAAAUUCCUUUUCAGUUUGAUCAAGGCAUGCUUGUUUUCCUACCAGCGACCCAGCUCUCUCCCAAAUAUUGAGCUUCUGUUUUGUUUUAUUAUUUCUACUUUUGGAUGUUUUUACCUUGAAUCAGAAUCUCUCCAGAUCCUGAAACAAGAUUUUCAUUUUCUAAACCUGUUCCCUAGUGAGCAUUUAGAGCACAGGUUGAUUUUUGUUUCAUGAGCCUUCCCCCCCCCCCCCCCCAAACCUUUUUUCUUCUUCUUUCGUUCUCAUUCCUGUUUGUGAAAGGAGGAAGGGAUAGGGAGGGUUCCUUUGGCUCUGGGCUGGAAUUUCAUCUGAAUGAUUGACCCGUCUUCCCACUGUGUUCUUCCGUCCAAGAUCUCACUAUUCCAAAGCAACCGAAAGAAUUUUUUUUGCUGCUCAUCUGGGUUAGAAGAAAUCUCUGGGGCAGUUGAAAGAAUCCAGUUCGUUGUUUCAUUGUUUUUUAAUCUUCCAUUUGGAUCUUAACUCAGAUUUUUUAAAAAAAAAAAGACUAAUUCCUAGCUCCCCUCAGGGAGAAAAGGAAGGGAAAAAAAAAAUCGGAGGCGGUCUAUUCUCUUGGGCUUCUGACCAGGUUGGUGGACAAAAGUCCCUUUAAAAUAUUGAAUGUCAGUUGCAAACCGAAGACAAGAAAAAUCAAAUCCGGAGUUCUAAAUUUAGGAGGUUUUUAUAGAACUUGGACUCUGCUACUGGAUUUUGUAUGGAUUUUUUUUUUCCAACCUUCAGUAAGUUUUGAUUCACCUUCCGGAAUCAAAAGAAACAAAACUGCUCCUAAGAGUUGUUUAAAUUGUGGGCUUUAAACCCUGAAAGCUUCUGUGGUUUUUUUUCCAGCUGACAGUGGCCCUUAAUCAAAUCAUAUAUAUACAUUUUUGUUAGUGUUUGAGUUUCAUAGAACUCUGCUGUGGGUUAUUUUACUUUGAAUUUUAGGGUAUAUUGUAGUUUUUAUUUUUUUGUAUUAUUUUUUUAUUUUUCAAGAGCAGUUUACCGGCAGACUUCCCACUGCAGGGGGAAAAGCCCACUCUCCAGCUGCAUCUGUAGAUCAAACUGAAAUAGUAAGAGAGAGAUUAUAAAUAUAUCCGUAGAAAUGGCUGAAAAUUGGAAGAACUGUUUCGAAGAGGAACUUAUAUGUCCCAUUUGCCUGCAUGUCUUUGUGGAACCCGUUCAACUUCCUUGUAAGCACAAUUUCUGCAGGGGCUGCAUAGGGGAGGCAUGGGCCAAAGAGACUGGGUUAGUGCGCUGUCCGGAAUGCAAUCAGGCCUACAACCAGAAACCCAACCUGGAGAAGAACUUGAAACUGACCAACAUUGUGGAAAAGUUCAACUCCCUCAACCUGGAGAAGACCCCCUCGGUCUUGCACUGCGUCUUCUGCCGCAGGGGUCCCCCGCUGCCCGCCCAAAAGAUCUGCCUGAGGUGCGAGGCCCCCUGCUGUCAAUCUCACGUGCAGACGCACCUGCAGCAGCCCUCCACGGCCCGGGGGCACCUCCUGGUGGAGGCGGACGACGUCCGGGCCUGGAGCUGCCCCCAACACAACGCCUACCGACUGUACCACUGUGAAGCGGAGCAGGUCGCCGUGUGCCAAUUCUGCUGCUACUACAGCGGGGCCCACCAGGGCCAUUCGGUGUGUGACGUGGAAAUCCGGCGCAACGAGAUCAGGAAGAUGCUGAUGAAGCAGCAGGACCGCCUGGAGGAGCGGGAGCAGGACAUCGAGGAGCAGCUCUACAAGCUGGAGUCAGACAAGCGGCUGGUCGAGGAGAAGGUGAGCCAGCUGAAGGACGAGGUGCGCCUGCAGUACGAGAAGAUGCACCAGCUCCUGGACGAGGACCUGCGCAAGACCAUGGAGAUCCUGGAAAAGGCCCAGGCCAAGUUCUGCAACGAGAACGCGGCCCAGGUGCUGCACCUCAACGAGCGCAUGCAGGAGGCCAAGAAGCUGCUCAGCUCCGUCCAGCUCAUGUUCGACAAGACCGAGGACAUCAACUUCAUGAAGAAUACCAAGUCCGUGAAAAUCUUAAUGGACAGGACCCAGAACUGCACGGGCGGCAGCCUGCCGCCUCCCAAGAUCGGCCACCUCAACUCCAAGCUCUUCCUGAACGAGAUCGCCAAGAAGGAGAAGCAGCUGAGGAAGCUGCUGGAAGGUCCAUUCAGCACCCCGGUCCCAUUCCUACAGAGCAUCCCCAUGUACCCGUGCCCUAGCGUCAGCAACUCUGGAGCGGAGAAACGCAAGCACUCCGCGGCCUUCCCCGAAGGCAGCUUCCUAGAGCCAUCGUCCGGGACUGUGGCUAGCCAGUAUAUGAGCCAGGGGGCUUCCGCUGGUGAGGGCCAGUCCGCACAGCCCAUGGUGCCUUGUACCUCCACGCAGCACAUUGUCGGACUGCCCAGUGGCCCGCAGCCAGUCCACUCUGGUUCGGUCUUCAACCCGUCUCACUAUCCCAAUAGCACGUCAUCUCAGCAGUCUGUGCUCUCCCAGUACGGCGGGCGCAAGAUCCUGGUGUGUUCAGUGGAUAACUGUUACUGUUCCUCGGUGUCCAACCACAGCGGGCACCAGCCGUACCCCAGGUCGGGCCACUUCCCCUGGACAGUCUCUUCGCAGGAGUACUCCCACCCGCUCCCCCCUGCUCCGGCUGUUCCUCAGUCGCUUCCCGGACUUGCCGUGAGGGAAUGGAUUGACGCAUCCCAGCAGCACGGGCGGCAGGAUUUCUAUAGAGUCUACGGCCAACCUUCCACCAAACACUACGUCACCAGUUAACCAUCAGACUCCCCAUAGAGUGUUGUUAAUUACACAUUCGGAGCUAAAAAUCCAGUUUUCUUGCUUUCUUUUUAAAUCGCAUCCAAUUUUCUUCCUUCCCACCUCUUCGGAAUUUGGGAGGCUCUUUUCUCUCAUCUCUCUCUCUCUUUUUUUUUUUUUUAAAUAUUGGUUUUUAAUUUAAUGUUUUCAAAAUUCCUCCCUUCGCUGGAAAAAGAUGAGGAUGAAAUUAACGAAAAGAAAUGAAUGAGGUUUUUCAAUCAGACACCUGGUUUCGAAUUUCACACGUACUUGCUACUUCCUGGUUUGGAAAACUUAGAGGGACGGUGGCUCUUUUUCUAUUUCAGUGUCUGUGGGUUCUUUUUGCUUUGCGCUUAAUUCUUAUUUUUUCCUUCCCUUAAAAAAAAAAAUUCUAUCAUUGAUUCAGUAAGAAACGAUACUUGUAGAUUUUUGGGUUUGUUUUUUUUUAAAACAAGGCUUAUCUUUUCGUGUGUGUGUGUGUGGAAAGGCCACUUAUCAUGCAUCCUGGCAUUUUUUUUUCCUUCUUUCGAAGAUUUGUAAAUACACAAUGGCAGGAGAUUUAAUGCACAAACAAACAAAAACAAACAAAAAAAAGGGAAAAGAAACUUAAAAAAAAAAAAGAAUAAAUAAGAAAAAAUAUUUCUGUUUUAGUUUCCGGGGGGGAAGCGUCGCCAAGUUGCACACGCCCCUUCCCGUGUAUCGCUGAUGCAACUUCCUGUAACAAGCACUUUGUAUAAAAAAAAAAAGUGGACUUCCUGCUAUAAGGCACAGGUAUUUAUUCUGUAACCAAUUUUAGAACACAAAAAAAAUAUUCAAAUAAAUGUGAUCACUUAGUGCAAA
This is a messenger RNA of Mauremys reevesii (Reeves's turtle), 4795 nucleotides long. RefSeq names its product tripartite motif containing 8 (gene TRIM8). NCBI's taxonomy places the organism in Eukaryota, Metazoa, Chordata, Testudines, Geoemydidae. The transcript has 6 exons. The record is from RefSeq and is a predicted model, not a curated record. The coding region runs from base 2279 to 3937 and encodes 552 amino acids.